Molecule: messenger RNA, 1363 nt
Organism: Momordica charantia (bitter melon)
Lineage: Eukaryota; Viridiplantae; Streptophyta; Magnoliopsida; Cucurbitales; Cucurbitaceae
Product: putative clathrin assembly protein At4g40080
Biological process (GO): clathrin coat assembly; clathrin-dependent endocytosis; vesicle budding from membrane
Cellular component (GO): clathrin-coated pit; clathrin-coated vesicle
Molecular function (GO): clathrin heavy chain binding; SNARE binding; 1-phosphatidylinositol binding
Source: RefSeq, a predicted model, not a curated record
AUUUGGACAUCGUUUUAUUUUAUAUCUCUCUCAGUUGGUUAUUGUACGAGAGUUUGUGUGUGAAGCAAAAUAUGCGAUGGGCAUAGACCAAAAGAAGAAGCUCAAGAAUCUCAUAGACGCUCUCAAAGACAAGGCCUCCAUAAUCAAAGCCACCUUCUCCACUCAUCGCCGUUCCUCUUCCAUAAAACUCGCCGUCGUCCGCGCCACCACUCACGACCCCUCAAACCCCCCUUCCGACCGCCGCCUCGCCGCCGUAUUAGCCCUUGGGAAUGACUUUGGCCGGUCCACUGCAAUCGCCUGCAUCCAAACCAUCAUGGACCGUCUCCACACCACCUCCAGCGCCGUCGUCGCCAUGAAAUCGCUUUUCACUCUGCAUAUUGUCGUAAUCCGAGGUCCGUUCGAUCUCAGGGAUCAGGUGGUCUUCUGCCCCUAUUACGGAGGGCGGAAUUUUCUCAACUUGUCCGCGUUUCGCGACGUAUCGGACUCGGAGAUGAGCGACUUGUCGUCUUGGGUGAGAUGGUACGCGGGCGUCGUGGAGCAUAACGUUAUCGUCCGGAGGAGAUUGGAUCGGAUUUUGUACUUACGGUCAGGAAAUUGCAAAAUCGAAGAUAAACAGGGCAAGAUUUCGGAACUUGAUUUGUGGGGCGAAUUGGAUGUUCUUGUGGGUUUUGUUGAGGGAAUUUGCGAAUUUCCGGAUUCGUUGCAUCUUCAGAAGAACGAAAUGGUUUACGAGGUGGUGAGAUUGGUGCUGGAGAAUUACAGAUUGGUUCAGAGGGAGAUUUCUGUCCGAGUCAGGGGAAUCGGAGACAGAGCGGAUAGUUUGAGUCUGGACGAGUUGACUCAAUUGGUGGUCAUCUUGACGCGGUUCGAAAAUUGUAGAAGAAAACUGACGGUGCUGUUUGUGAACAGGGCGAAGAACGAGGAUUUGUGGGAAUUGGUAAAGAAUACGAAGGCAAAACUGGUGGAGCAGAAGCAGAUGAAAGAGGAGAAGAGGAUGAUCAUGGUGGAGAUCAGAGCGGAAUCGGUCGAGUUGACUCGGUUAUGGAACCCGUUUGUUGAACCGGGUCAGUUGCUGUGGGUCCCAUCGGGUGACGAACCUUUGGGCCCGGCCCUGCUUCCACUGACCGUUUCAACGGUAGGAUAGUUCCGAGCUUUUGUCUGUUUGAAACGAAAUUCUUCGAAAGAAAAUUUAAAAAAUGUGAAAAAAGUUAAAUGGGGGUUUUAAUUUUUUUUUUCUUUUUUCUCUCUCUCUUUCAUUGGGUUUAGGGUUGCACUGUUUGUAAAGUGGAUUUUCAGAGUUGCUUUUUGAUUGGAUUGCUUUGUUUUUACAAAGUUUUGCCAUAAUUGAAAUGUGAGUUCUGUA